Molecule: messenger RNA, 8948 nt
Organism: Coregonus sp. 'balchen'
Lineage: Eukaryota; Metazoa; Chordata; Actinopteri; Salmoniformes; Salmonidae
Source: the annotation of a GenBank genome assembly
AAGUGUGCGUGUGGGGAGCAGUGAGGAUGACGGAGUACAAGUUGGUAGUGGUGGGGGCUGGAGGUGUGGGGAAGAGUGCACUCACCAUCCAGCUUAUCCAGAACCACUUUGUGGAUGAAUACGACCCCACCAUAGAGGUAUGUACUGUGUGUGUCCAGAGCUUCUGUCCACAUCUGCAGCUGAUCACUGUGGGUGAUGUCAUGCGGAUGUGGCCCCUCCCCUGGUCUGCAGUGAACGGAGUAGAGUAGGCUAGUGUGACUCUGCUGGCUCUUUGGAGAGACCACUGUUCACUAGGGCAGUGAUGAUACCAGUAUCUCAAUAUUUUUUCCAUGGCAAAAGUGAAAACACGAAGCAGAGUACUAUUUGGUCCUUUUAAAACCUGCUGUAUGCAGAGUAUUGUGUGCUAUAGCUUGGAAAAUAAAUAAACGUGACUCUGGAUGACAACAUAAAGAUGUUUGUUUCCAACAUUAGGGCUGUUUUCCUAAAACAGUUUUGUUUCCUUUCCAUGACUCUAACGAGUAUCGCGAUACUGGUAUUGUCCCGGCCCUACUGUUCACUACAAAAUCUCAUUACCAAAUAUGGCUACUUACUAUCAAUUCAAUUCUCCAAAUGUUUUUUUGAUUCCACCGCUACUCCUAAUUUCAUCCCCCUCCGUUCACAAUAAGAGAGGGAGAGAGAGAUUUGGAGAGACAGAGAGAGAGAGAGAACAGGAGAGUGAGUCUGUCUGCUUUCUCCACUCCCCUCUCUCUCUCUCUCUCUCUCUCUCUCUCGUUCUCACCACGCCUGCCUCUGGCCAGACAAUGUAUUUUUUGUGUGUGUGCAUUCCUGGCCCCUAUGCACUAGCACACAAAGGCCCUGCACCACAUGUUUGUGUCUGUGUGUUAGGACGCUAAACAUUUGCCCUGCUACUCUGCCCUUUUGAUACCACUACCUCUUCCCUGGCCAGUCACACAGCAUAGGGAUUUAGCAUAUAUAUCAACCAGCACACUACACACUCCACUACAUGUGUGUGGUGGGUGUGAGAAAAACGAUCAACUAGGUCCCAGGGUCAUGCUUUAGGCCUAGUCAAGAAACGUCUGUAAAUGGUUAGUUAUUAUAUUGAACACGCAUCAAUACGUCAUUACAUAUGUUAAUUUAGUCAAUAAUGGAAUUUAUUGGAUGUUCCAUCCAGUCCUUCAUCACUAUGUUUCUUACAGCUAUCUGAAACCUAACAAGGUGGCAGGUAGCCUAGCAGUUCAGAGCGUCGGGCCAGUAACCGAAAGGUCGCUGGUUUGAGUCCCAGAGCCAACUAGGUGAGAAAACUGUCUGUGCUCUUGAUCAAGGCUCUUAACCCUAAUUGCUCUGGAGAAGAGCGUCUGCUAAAUGACUUAAAUGUCAAUGGUAACAAGUGUGCAACAGCGGUUGAGUUUAUUGGCAACUGUGGCUGUGGGCCGAUUCACUUACACCCAUCCUUAAGUGAGUGUGAGCAAGUACACACUUGGGUAAAGAAUAAGGAGGCAGCCUGGCUGUAGCAGUGUAACUGGAGGAUAUCCCUCCCCCUGUUUUAGGACUCGUACAGGAAGCAGGUGGUGAUUGACGGGGAGACGUGUCUGCUGGACAUCCUGGACACUGCAGGUCAGGAGGAGUACAGCGCCAUGAGGGACCAGUACAUGAGGACAGGGGAGGGCUUCCUCUGUGUCUUCGCCAUCAACAACACCAAGUCCUUCGAGGACAUCCACCAGUACAGGUGUGUGUGUGUGUGUGUGUGUGUGUGUGUGUGUGUGUGUGUGUGUGUGUGUGUGUGUGUGUGUGUGUGUGUGUGUGUGUGUGUGUGUGUGUGUGUGUGUGUGUGUGUGUGUGUGUGUGUGUGUGUGUGUGUGUGUGUGUGUGUGUGUGUCAGGACAGAGGGCUGUACAAAGCAACAAAAAAAAGCUAGCCUCCGACUGGAGGGAUUACAGCACGCUGUCAAUUAAAUCGAUCCUGACUCAAUUAGACCAGAGAGAGCAAUGUUAAUUUCGUCAAUCAGAACUAUGAUGAAAAAUACUUGUCAACAACCUUUUUCCUGACUAAAACUAUGACGAUAACGAGAUGAGAUGCCCUGGAAACAAUUACAAAUUAGUUUUAAUUUUAGUUGACAAAUGUGACGAGACGACAAUUCCACAUGAGACGAAUGGACAUUCAAUUUGACAUGAAGCUCUUUUUCAUCUUUUUUUGUUUUCAAUCCUAAGUGUUGCUGCAAAUGCGAGAUGCGGUUGCUUUUUUCCUGUGGGAAAAAUGAAUGCUAUUUUUUGAAUAUUAGGAGUACAGUAAUACCGGGUCCUCUCCAAAUACUACCGCUGCACCAUCGAGAGCAUCCUGACUGGUUGCAUCACGGCCUGGUACGGGAAUUGCUCCGUCCACGACCGCAAGGCCAGCGUGUGGUGAAGAUGGCUCAGUAAAUCACUGGGACCGUGCUCCCAACCAUCCAGGACAUCUACUUGAAACGAUGCCUGAGGAAGGCAUGCAGCAUCAUCAAGGACCCCACACACCCCAGCCACGAGCUGUUCUCUCCCUUACCGUGGGGCAGACGAUAUCGGAGCAUGAGGUCUGAUACCAACAGGCUCUGAGACAUUUUCUAUCUACAAGCUACCAGACUGCUGAACAAUUGAACUGACUAACCACCUGCUCUGAUUCUUUUCACCUUAGCACACAUGCACUCACUCAUGCACACACAUGCACACGCAUAUAUAUAUAUAUAUAUAUAUAUAUAUAUAUAUAUAUAUAUAUAUAUAUAUAUACAGUGAGGGAAAAAUGUAUUUGAUCCCCUGCUGAUUUUGUACGUUUACCCACUGACAAAGAAAUGAUAUGUCUAUAAUUUUAAUGGUAGGUUUAUUUGAACAGUGAGAGACAGAAAAACAACAACAAAAAUCCAGAAAAACGCAUGUCAUAAAUGUUAUAAAUUGAUUUGCAUUUUAAUGAGCGAAAUAAGUAUUUGACCCCCUCUCAAUCAGAAAGAUUUCUGGCUCCCAGGUGUCUUUUAUACAAGUAACGAGCUGAGAUUAGGAGCACACUCUUAAAGGGAGUGCUCCUAAUCUCAGCUUGUUACCUGUAUAGAAGACACCUGUCCACAGAAGCAAUCAAUCAAUCAGAUUCCAAACUCUCCACCAUGGCCAAGACCAAAGAGCUCUCCAAGGAUGUCAGGGACAAGAUUGUAGACCUACACAAGGCUGGAAUGGGCUACAAGACCAUCGCCAAGCAGCUUGGUGAGAAGGUGACAACAGUUGGUGCGAUUAUUCGCAAAUGGAAGGAACACAAAAUAACUCUCAAUCUCCCUCAGCCUGGGGCUCCAUGCAAGAUCUCACCUCGUGGAGUUGCAAUGAUCAUGAGAACGGUGAGGAAUCAGCCCAGAACUACACGGGAGGAUCUUCUCAGUGAUCUCAAGGCAGCUGGGACCAUAGUCACCAAGAAAACAAUUGGUAACACACUACGCCGUGAAGGACUGAAAUCCUGCAGCGCCCGCAAGGUCCCCCUGCUCAAGAAAGCACAUAUACAGGCCCGUCUGAAGUUUGCCAAUGAACAUCUGAAUGAUUCAGAGGAGAACUGGGUGAAAGUGUUGUGGUCAGAUGAGACCAAAAUGGAGCUCUUUGGCAUCAACUCAACUCGCCGUGUUUGGAGGAGGAGGAAUGCUGCCUAUGACCCCAAGAACACCAUCCACACCGUCAAACAGGGAGGUGGAAACAUUAUGCUUUGGGGGUGUUUUUCUGCUAAGGGGACAGGACAACUUCACCACAUCAAAGGGACGAUGGACGGGGCCAUGUACCAUCAAAUCUUAGGUGAGAACCUCCUUCCCUCAGCCAGGGCAUUGAAAAUGGGUCGUGGAUGGGUGUUCCAGCAUGACAAUGACCCAAAACACACGGCCAAGGCAACAAAGGAGUGGCUCAAGAAGAAGCACAUUAAGGUCCUGGAGUGGCCUAGCCAGUCUGCAGACCUUAAUCCCAUAGAAAAUCUGUGGAGGGAGCUGAAGGUUUGAGUUGCCAAACGUCGAAACCUUAAUGACUUGGAGAAGAUCUGCAAAGAGGAGUGGGACAAAAUCCCUCCUGAGAUGUGUGCAAACCUGGUGGCCAACUACAAGAAACGUCAGACCUCUGUGAUUGCCAACAAGGGUUUUGCCACCAAGUACUAAAUCAUGUUUUGCAGAGGGGUCAAAUACUUAUUUCCCUCACUAAAAUGCAAAUCAAUUUAUAACAUUUUUGACAUGCGUUUUUCUGGAUUUUGUUGUUGUUAUUCUGUCUCUCACUGUUCAAAUAAACCUACCAUUAAAAUUAUAGACUGAUCAUGUCUUUGUCAGUGGGCAAACGUACAAAAUCAGCAGGGGAUCAAAUACAGUUGAAGUCUGAAGUUUACAUACACUUAGGUUGGAGUCAUUAAAACUCGUUUUUCAACCACUCCACAAAUGUAUUGUUAACAAACUAUAGUUUUGGCAAGUCGGUUAGGACAUCUACUUUGUGCAUGACACAAGUAAUUUUUCCAACAAUUGUUUACAGACAGAUUAUUUCACUUAUAAUUCACUGUAUCAAAAUUCCAGUGGGUCAGAAGUUUACAUACACUAAGUUGACUGUGCCUUUAAACAGCUUCGAAAAUUCCAGAAAAUGAUGUCAUGGUUUUAGAAGCUUCUGAUAGGCUAAUUGACAUCAUUUCAGUCAAUUGGAGGUGUACCUGUGGAUGUAGUUCAAGGCCUACCUUCAAACUCAGUGCCUCUUUGUUUGACAUCAUGGGAAAAGCAAAAGAAAUCAGCAAAGACCUCAGAAAAAAAAGUGUAGACCUCCACACGUCGGGUUCAUCCUUGGGAGCAAUUUCCAAACGCCUGAAGGUACCACGUUCAUCUGUACAAACAAUAGUACACAAGUAUAAACACCAUGGGACCACACAGCCGUCAUACCGCUCAGGAAGGAGACACCAACGUACUUUGAUGCGAAAAGUGCAAAUCAAUCCCAGAACAACAGCAAAGGACCUUGUGAAGAUGCUGGAGGAAACAGGUACAAAAGUAUCUAUAUCCACAGUAAAACGAGUCCUAUAUCGACAUAACCUGAAAGGCCGCUCAGCAAGGAAGAAGCCACUGCUCCAAAACCGCCAUAAAAAAGCCAGACUACGGUUUGCAACUGCACAUGGGGACAAAUAUCUUACUUUUUAGAGAAAUGUCCUCUGGUCUGAUGAAACAAAAACAGAACUGUUUGGCCAUAAUGACCAUCGUUAUGUUUGGAGGAAAAAGGGGGUGGCUUGCAAGCCGAAGAACACCAUCCCAACCGUGAAGCACGUUGGUGGCAGCAUCAUGCUGUGGGGGUGCUUUGCUGCAGGAGGGACUGGUGCACUUCACAAAAUAGAUGGCAUCAUGAGGAAGGAAAAUUAUGUGGAUAUAUUGAAGCAACAUCUCAAGACAUCAGUCAGGAAGUUAAAGCAUACUUCCAAAGUUGUGGCAAUAUGGCUUAAGGACAGCAAAGUCAAGGUAUUGGAGUGGCCAUCACAAAGCCCUGACCUCAAUCCUAUAGCACAUUUGUGGGCAGAACUGAAAAAGUGUGUGCGAGCAAGGAGGCCUACAAACCUGACUCAGUUACACCAGCUCUGUCAGGAGGAAUGGGCCAAAAUUCACCCAACUUAUUGUGGGAAGGUUGUGGAAGGCUACCUGAAACGUUUGACCCAAGUUAAACAAUUUAAAGGCAAUGCUACCAAAUACUAAUUUAGUGUAGGUAAACUUCUGACCCACUUGGAAUGUGAUGAAAGAAAGAAAUGCUGAAAUAAAUUAUUCUCUCUCCUAUUAUUCAGACAUUUCACAUUCUUAAAAUAAAGUGGUGAUCCUAACUGACCUAAGACAGGGAGUUUUUACUAGGAUUAAAUGUCAGGAAUUGUGAAAAACUGAGUUUAAAUGUUUUUGGCUAAGGUGUAUGUAAACCUCCGACUUCAACUGGACAUUCAUGCUACACACACAUCACAACUGCUGCUACCAGACUCUUAUUAAACUGCUCAGUUUAUACACUGCCCCCCCCCCCCUAAAACACAUGUAAAUAUUGGACUGUAAAUUGUGCCUUCCUGUACUAUACUUAUGCUAAAAAUGUAUAUUCUGUUCCACUGAGCCAUUUACUUUAUGUUCAUACUCUUAUCUUUUAUUAUUUCUUAUUGUUGCAUUGUCGAAGGAACCUGCAAGUAAGCAUUUUGUUGGACGAUGUAUACCAUGUGUAUCCCGUACAUAAGACUAAUAAAACUUGAAACUUCUGGCAUUUUUGUAAAGCUGAAUUUCUCCCCUUUUCAAGGAAACAACUGUUAUUUACCUCCUUGACGGUUAUUAUGUGUAGAAAAUCAGAGCUGUGAAUUGUUUAACCUGUAGGCAAGACUUUAUAGCCUAUGUAGUUAAUUAUGGCUGGCAUUGGUUACAAUCUGCCACUAUUAAUGUUGCCAGCUAAGGUAUAUGACGGGAUAGUAGUCCUAGUUGGAAAAGGAUAUCUGAAUGUGCACAUUAUGGAAGUUAGAGGUAGCCUAAUUAUUCAUUAUUUAAUAUUUUAAAAAGCACUGUCUAUUAUGUGAUUAAAAUGGCUGUGACUAAAACUAAACAAAAAUUGUCCAGAGUUUUAGUCAACUGAUAAUAACUAAACCUAACGAAGGGUGAAAUGACUAAAAUGUGACUAAGACUAAAAUGUAUUUUAAGACUAAAACUAAGACCAUAACUAAAUCUAAAAUAGCUGCCAAAUUAACACUGGACCAGAGAAGAGAUGCAGGAGAGGAGAGGGGGAGCACCCCCAAGGAUGAGGGAGGGAGGGAGGGAGGGAGGGAGGGAGGAAUUCCAGAUGGAGACGAUGAUGACGAAGAUAAUCUAUUCUGCCUCCUCCCUCUCCCCACCCCCCGUCUCUCUCUUUCUCUCUCCCUCUUGUUUGUUUUAUUGGUAAUGAGGAAGGUUGUUAUAUUUGGGGAACCACACACUCUAACAGCACAUUUGUCUCCCCCAGUGUUACUCCUGACAUAGCCUGGUGUGCCAGGUUCCAAAGCUCUGUUAAUAACACCAUAUCACUGUCUAAAGAUGGACGUACACUCAACACUGUAAUAAUACUCCCCAUCCCAGAUCCCGGGCCAGAAUAGAGGAUGACUACUGAGUUACACUGGUCAGGUUAUUUAAAGAUGAAUUGUUCAUGUGAUAGACAGCGGGAGAGUGCAGUUCGUUCAGUCCCUCUGUGUUAACUCCAGCUCUAAUGCCAGACUGCCAGCUAUGGGAUUGGUAAGGUGUGCCUGUUGCCCACCAUUUGGCCUGCACUAUACAGGGGAUCGACCUGGCCAAAGCGCUAUGCAGAGUCACUGAUCUACAAAUCACACCAAACGGACCAUAGAUCAGUGUUGUGUAGGUGUUGGUGGGCUUGCAUUGGCUAUUGUGUGUACUGCUAGGUGAUGAAGGUAAAUUGAGGGGGUGAUAUAUAGAUCUGACCCUGUCUCCUCACACAGUCAGACAGUCAUCUGACUGACUGCUUUAGUGGUGAGCUCAUGUUUGCUGCCUUUCCCAUCCAUCUCCUCAGUUGCACAGCCAUGGACAUUGAGCAUGCGCGUCCCAGGUUGUCUUUUUUUGCACAGCACGACCGUGGAAAAAGACAUCCUGAAAUGCCACCACUACAAUUCCUCCACCCAGGUUAGCUGUCCUGCCUGUGACUGUGCUGAGUUACAGACUCAGAGAGUUGAGGUGGCACGGGCUGAGUUGAUGGAUAGAUCUGACCCACUCCCCUCACACACUCACACUCCCCUGGCCUACUGGCUAGAUGGCUGCUGGAGAGAUGAGGUCAUACUGUUUGCUGCGCGCCUGCCUGUUGUCCACCUCUCUCCCUCCCUCCAGCAGUGCUGCACAGCAGGGCCUGCUCCUCUGGGUCAUAGAGCCCCUUGUUUGUCUGACUGGGGUGUUGUUUAUGGAGGGUAGGAGAGGGAGGUAGGAUCCUAUACAGAAGGGUGAAAUUACAAAUGAACUCUGAGCUCCUUCAUUUGGAAUUGAUUAUGGCAACUUUACAUAAUGCAUUAGUUGUGGAAUGACUUUGUAACAGGUGGCUAUGUGUACAGCCAGUCACAUAGUGGUUGCCUAGAGGCCGGCAGGUAGCCUAGUGGUUGAGCGUUCGAAGGUGAAAAAGGUGAAAAAUCUAUCGAUGUGCACUUGAGCAAGGCACUUAACCGUAAUUGCUCCUGUAAGUCGCUCUGUAUAAGAGCAUCUGCUAAAUGACUAAAGAAAUGUACGUAAAAUGUUUACAGUCACCAUGACUAGGUUCUCCAUAGCUGCAAGUGCUUACCACAGGUAGUUCCUCUGUUAUAAGGCUGAUGUAAUGUGGAGUAAGGUCCUCAUUUCUGUACACUGACGUUAAAUGAGAAACAGGUUAGACCAAGUAGGGAACUGACCAGUGUCUUUCUGUCCUCCUGUAGGGAACAGAUCAAGCGUGUGAAGGACUCUGAUGACGUACCCAUGGUGCUGGUGGGUAAUAAAUGUGACCUCCCGGCACGUACUGUGGACACGCGGCAAGCACAGGAACUGGCCCGCAGCUAUGGAAUUCCCUACAUCGAGACCUCGGCCAAGACACGACAGGUACGCUUCCACACACACACACACACACACACACACACACACUUUCUCGUUUUGACCAUUUCAAAUGUUCUAUUGGUUAGGUCCGAUGUGAUUGCCGUUUCCUUGGUGAUACCGAUCCGCCUUUGAAAAGCACACAAGAUUGAUGUAGUUCUGAAGGUGUGAGUGUGUUUGCAGAUUUUAUGUAGUUCUGAAGGUGUGUGUGUGUGUGUGUGUGUGUGUGUGUGUGUGUGUGUGUGUGUGUGUGUGUGUGUGUGUGUGUGUGUGUGUGUGUGUGUGUGUGUGUUUGCAGGGGGUAGAGGAUGCCUUCUACACACUAGUCAGAGAGAUCAGGCAGCACAAGCUGAGGAAGCUCAACCCUCCUGACGAGAGCGGACAGGACUGCAUGAGCUGCCGC